This is a messenger RNA of Coniosporium apollinis CBS 100218, 1059 nucleotides long. RefSeq lists its product as uncharacterized. Gene Ontology annotation, cellular component: nucleolus. Gene Ontology annotation, biological process: endonucleolytic cleavage in ITS1 to separate SSU-rRNA from 5.8S rRNA and LSU-rRNA from tricistronic rRNA transcript (SSU-rRNA, 5.8S rRNA, LSU-rRNA); small-subunit processome assembly; endonucleolytic cleavage to generate mature 5'-end of SSU-rRNA from (SSU-rRNA, 5.8S rRNA, LSU-rRNA). The record is from RefSeq and is a predicted model, not a curated record. The transcript has a single exon. NCBI's taxonomy places the organism in Eukaryota, Fungi, Ascomycota, Dothideomycetes. Gene Ontology annotation, molecular function: RNA binding. Bases 1 to 1059 code for a protein of 352 amino acids.
AUGACGUCCCGCAAAAGAAAUGAGUGGCUUGAUGCUGGAGAGAGUAAUGACGAAGACGCUGGCUAUGACUCUGAGGCUGUUGAAGCAAGCAAGGGCGGUGCACUUGGCGGUCGAGCGACCAAACGGCGGAAAGUGGAGAGUGACGAGGAGGGCGAUUCGGGAGGGGAGAGUGAGAACGAGGAAAGAGACGAGGAAGAGCAGGCAGGAAACAUUCAGACUCGACCCAUACGAGACAGCCGCUUCGACACCACCAGCUUCGACGAGAACGACGAGGAUGGCGUACCUCACGAUUCGGACGACGAGGGGGAAGAUAUCGAAGACGACCCCACGAUUCCCCAGCCCAGCCAAAGUACCAAGUUAAAACCCCUCACGCCAGCACAGCUCGCAAAAGCCCAAAGAGCCGCAAAGCGCACCGGCGUCAUCUACAUCUCGCGCAUCCCGCCCUUCAUGAAGCCCACCACGCUCCGGCGCCUCCUCUCCCCCCACGGCACCAUAAACCGGCUCUUCCUAACCCCCGAAGACCCCUCCUCGCACAAAUCCCGCAUCCGCUCCGGCGGCAACCGCAAGCGCACCUUCACCGACGGCUGGGUCGAGUUCGCCCGCAAGUCCGACGCGAAGCUGGUGGCCGAGAUGCUGAACACGCGCACCAUUGGCGGCAAGAAGGGCGGGUACUACUACGACGAUGUGUGGAAUAUAAAGUAUUUGAAGGGGUUCAAGUGGCACCAUUUGACGGAGCAGAUCAAGAAUGAGAAUGCGGAACGCGCGGCGCGGUUGAGGACGGAGAUUGCGCGGACGGGGAGGGAGAACAGGCUGUUUUUGCAGGACGUGGAGAGGGCGAAGAUGGUGGAGGGGAUGGAGGCGAAGAGGAGGGAGAGGGAGAGGGGAAAGGGGGAGGGUGGGCCUGAUGAGGCUGCGGGCGAAGCUGCUGCGGUUGAGGAUGCACCCAGGAAACGGGAGGUCAGGAGGCAUUUUAGGCAGAACGAGGUCAAGGCUAAGAAGCCCAAGGCGAAGACCGAGCAGUCGGAGGAGGUAAAGCGGGUGCUGAGCAAGAUCUUUUGA